Molecule: messenger RNA, 876 nt
Organism: Paramecium octaurelia
Lineage: Eukaryota; Ciliophora; Oligohymenophorea; Peniculida; Parameciidae
Source: the annotation of a GenBank genome assembly
AUGGCAGAAUAAUAACAAAACUAUAGUGAUUUAGUGAAUCAAGAAAUCUAAUAGCCAAACAAACCUAUCAAAUGGGAAGUCGACGGAAUGCCUUAAACAAGAGUUGGACAAAUGAAAAAAGAGUCUGUCUACAUUUUCUGGUUCGAAUUCCUAGGAACAUUCAUGCUAACAUUCUCCAUCUAUGCUAGCAAGUAAAGUCCAAUAUAAUAAUCAAAGUAAUAACCUCUUCGUUUUCAGUUGUGCUUAUGGCAUGCUGAUCUUGGUAGCUCAAAAUCAAAAAUGCUCAUUCAAUCCUGCAAUUACUACUGUUUUAUCUGGCAAUGACAAAGGUUUAUGGGUCUCAGUGGCUAUAGCUAGUUAAUUUGGAGGAGCAUUUUUGGCAAGCAUGCUUGGUUUCUUUUGCUUUAAAAAUUAGUAAAAUAUUAUAUAGACUAUGUAAUAGUGUCAACGAAGUUCCAUAUUUGUCCUAAACUACAUUUGAAGAAUAUUUCGCAGUUAUCAUUGGCGAAAUCCUAGGAUCGCUUAUUCUUACUGCUGGCUUUCUAUUUUAAUAUGAUGAUCUGAUGGAUUUCACAAGUGAUAGAUUAGAACAUAGUCUCAUAAUCAGUGGAUUAUAUGGAGUUGGUAGAACUUUAAGUUAUGUUGCUAAGAGCAGUCUGAAUCCAGCUAUUGCCUUGGGGUAAAUCUUAUGAUUCAGUAAUUAGAUUAGUAUUUUUUGAAUGUUGCAAAGAUGGUCAUUGGGCUAGAUUUUGGAACUUAUGGAUUUAUGCUGGGCUACCUUUUGUUGGAGCUUUUAUCUCGUUAACAUUGAUUAGAAUAUUAUACAAAGAUUGCUACGAAAAAUAAAUAAAGGCUGGUUUGAAAUAUUGAAUGACA